GUUCGCUGCCGCGGCGGUUCUUGUCUCCACCUCAUCACCCACAAUGGCAACUGAAACUGAGCAGCGGCAACAGCAGGACACGGCGACGGACAGCCGCACGCGCACCAUGGUGCCGGCAGUGGAGGAGGACACGGUGCUACUUGCGCGCUGGCUGCGCCGCAUGCCGUUCGCUGGCGACACGUUCGCGUCGUCGUGCCGCGCGAUCGAAGCCGAGCCGCUCCCGCCCAUCAACGCCAAGGGCGGGCGCGACGCCGAGGGUUGGACCGCGGUGUACGAGGUCACCGUCAAGCCCGAGUGGGUGAACGGCAUGGGGGGCCUGCACGGUGCGGCCGCUGCAUGGAUCGUCGACAUGUUCACAAACACGUCGAUCAACCGCCUCGCAACGGAUACAUGGAACCCGUGGGGGCCCAGCAUCAACAUCGAGAUGAACUACUAUGCGCCGGCUAUGAUCGGGACACGGCUGCGCGUCGAGACCGUCAUCGAGCGCAUGGGCGCCAGUAUUAGCACCUGUCGUUGUCUUAUUUCGGAUGCCACCACCGGCCGACGCGUUGCGGGUGGCAUGCACACCACCAUGCGGCCCGCAGGACGCAAGCACAAUCCGAAUAUCCUCCUGCUCCCGGAGCGGAAGAAGCCGUUCGCCAAGCUGUAACAUGACUGAGAACACGAUAUUGGAUACAUCUGGAUACAAUCAUGGCCUUGC
Messenger RNA from Cutaneotrichosporon oleaginosum, 700 nucleotides. RefSeq lists its product as uncharacterized. NCBI's taxonomy places the organism in Eukaryota, Fungi, Basidiomycota, Tremellomycetes, Trichosporonales, Trichosporonaceae. The record is from RefSeq and is a predicted model, not a curated record. Gene Ontology annotation, molecular function: fatty acyl-CoA hydrolase activity.